UUCGUUUUGUUUUUAUUUUUUGUUUAUCAAAAAUCAAAUUCUUGGCCUCAGUUUAACUAAUUAAAAAUGUCGAAUAUAAUACGCAAAAUUCUAAAACAGACCAAAGAUUUGACCAACUGGAAAUUUUUGAUCAAAAACAACUUCAAUUUGGCCAAUGUAAUGGGAAACAGUGUGGAUCUAAAGCUGGAGGAGCUGCGCUUGGAGCGCAACGAGCUGGAGGCACGCUCCAAGGUGCUAAUGCAGCGACAGCGUUGCGUAGAGUCAAUGUUAACAGAUCUGACGAGGAGCAUUAAGCAAAUGGAAUUCGACAUCGAUGUGAUGCAAAUGCAGAAGCCGGCAGAAAUCGCGCCCCAGGAGCAGGCGAGCACAGAACCAGCUCAGCCAGUGAAACGUGAACAAAAAAUAUAGAGAACCCCAGAAUGCGAGCGAGCGAGAGAGAGAGAGUGCCCCAAGCAGAGCUCACCAUAGAUCGAGGUAGCGAGAGAGAGAGAGAGGGAGAGGGAGAGGAAGAGCAAGCUAAAUAAGGCGGUGAUUUCUGUGAGCUUAUCAGUGACAGACGCAAGUUUCUUUGUAUGCAAAA
This is a messenger RNA of Drosophila virilis, 580 nucleotides long. RefSeq lists its product as uncharacterized. NCBI's taxonomy places the organism in Eukaryota, Metazoa, Arthropoda, Insecta, Diptera, Drosophilidae. The record is from RefSeq and is a predicted model, not a curated record.